AUGGUGUGUGUGAGACGUCAGUUGGUGUGUGUGACGUCAGUUGGUCUGUGUGUGAAGUCAGUGGGUGUGUGUUGUGACGUAAGUUGGGUGUGUGACGUCACAGUUGUUGGUGUGUGUGACGUCAGUGUGUGUUGUGACGUUCAGUUGGUGUGUGGUGUGAGUCAGUUGGUGUGUGUGAGUCAGUGGGUUGGGGGUGGUGUGGAGUCAGUUGGUGUGUGUGACGGUCAGGUGGUGUGUGUGACUUGGUGUGUGUUGACGUCAGUUGGUGUUUGUGACGUCAGUUGGUGUGUCUGUGAGUUCAGUUUGGUGUUUGUGACGUCAGUUGGUGUGUGUGACUUGGUGUGUGUGCGUCAGUUGGUGAGUGUGACGUCAGUUGGUGUGACGUCAGGUUGGUGUGUUGUGACGUCAGUUGGUGUGUGUGCCGUCAGUUGGUGUUUGUGA
This is a messenger RNA of Knipowitschia caucasica, 441 nucleotides long. NCBI's taxonomy places the organism in Eukaryota, Metazoa, Chordata, Actinopteri, Gobiiformes, Gobiidae. The record is from the annotation of a GenBank genome assembly.